AUGCAAUAUCCCCCGGAGCUCGGGCACGACGGGUUCUUCUCAUAAUGUACCCACCAAUGGGUAUAUCCGACAUUACUAUUCUUGAGCUUCUCGAUUCUGAUCCCCGGCCGUCGUUUGUUGUUAUCACUACUCAAACGUCGCUCCCCAUAUACGCAAACCCCGCUCUCCGUCAGAAUGCUGUCCUGCACGAUCAAAUCGUCAAGCUGUUUCAGUCCCGCCAUGGCCCUUUCUGGGACUGGGUUACCGCCGCUCUGCUGCCUGACACUGGCACUGGUCAUACAUUUCCCUUCGAGAACGUCUUUUGGACUCGGUCGAUUGUUCGGGACAAAUGGGCUGUGAUCGGUAGUAACAAUCAUCCACCGUUGGGCGAUGUCGAACGUAAUAACAACAAGGGCCCCCUGCAAGAGGCUGCUAGUCCCGAGGUCUUGAAAGAUCACAAUGAUAGUUGGAUACCCCCCGAUUUUUUACCUGAGCAGGAGUCCUUCGCCCAUGUAAUCAACACGCUUGACUGGGCUCUAACACCUCUUGGCCCGCUACCGCGUUGGCCUGGCCUCCUGCAACAAACGUUCAAUCAAGUCCUUGCUGACUCAAGACCUAUAGUCAUCUAUUGGGGUGAGAGUUUGACUACACUAUACAAUGAAGCUUUUAGCAAACUAUGCGGGUCGAGACAUCCUUCCCUCCUGGGGAAGUCGGUGGAAAAUGCCUGGCCUGAUUUUCAUGAGAAGAUUAAGUCAGCAAUGUCUACGUCUGCCUCGAAAUUUCGCGCAGGUUCCAAUGACGAGGACGAAUGGCGGUUCUUUACACAGAACCCUGACGGUCAUUCCGAAGAGAAGUACCUCAAAUGGUCUAUUAUCCCGGUUACCGAUAAGAAUAGAUGCCUUGGGUUUAUUCAGCCAAUCCAAGAUAAUACUUCCAUGCGACUCUGGGAAAGACGCACCAGGAUGCUAAUUGACCUGGGCGAUAUGUUAGUCACCGCGCGUGACGUGAGAUCCUACUGGGCCAAACUAAUUCAAGGGCUCGAAGCUUGUCAUCCCACUUACGAUAUCCCCCUCGCCAUCCUCUACUCCCUCGAAGAAGACUUCCCGCUGUCUACCGGAAAGACUUGUCGACUCGAAGGCUGUCUAGGGGUCCCAAAUGGCCACCCCAUGGCUCCAUCAAAGUUACGACUCGAUGAGAGAAGCCAGGGGUUAUCCUUGUCAUUUCGACAAACCCUUGAAUCUCAGAACCCACUAUUACUCCGGAUUAGAGACGGGACAUUGCCAAAAUCGUUACUUGAAGGUCUCAAGUGGCGUGGCUUCGAGGACCCGUGUCGAGAAGCUGUCAUCUGUCCUAUACGACCAACCAAAGAGGAGAACGUAUUAGGCUUCCUUUUUCUCGGUCUUAACCCCCGUAGGCCCUAUGACAACGACUACCGGCAGUAUAUUUCCUUGCUUGGGCAGAAGCUCACUACGACCUUGGCAUCGGCUGUGCUCCUUGAGGAAGAGGCACGCAGGCGUCGUAACAUUGCUGAACAAGCCGCAUAUGACCAGGCUAGGCUAAAAGAAAAGCUCACCACGCAGACAAGAGAGGCUACGGAGUCCGUCCAAAAGUUCCAACAGAUUGCCGAGUUUCUUCCAGUUGGUAUGUGUUUUGGUAAUUACCGCGGUAAUAUUAUAUUUGCCAAUGAUGCCUGGCGUAGGAUCACAGGCGCUCCCCAGGUAAACCCACUCACGCCUGAAGGUUUCCUAUCUUGCGUCAUCGACGAAGACAAGCCAAAUGUGCGGCGGGCGUACGAAGAGCUCCACAAAACAUUGACCGUUACUAUCGAAUUUCGAGUUCCACGGCCGGCCGAUGACAGCUAUCCUCUUCAGUUCCCCAUUGGAAGUUCCCCAAGUUUUGAGAAGGCUGGUUUGAACUUGGAUGAUGAAGGAGAUGUUCGGCAUGUCUUAGGUUCCUUGAAAGCUGAAAGGGGCUCGGACGGAAAUAUCAAUCAAGUCCUAGCGUGCUUGACGGACGUAACCCUUCAUAAAAAGGCUGCCGAGGAAGCCAUUCGAAAAGCACAGCAGGCAGAGAACCUCAAACGCAUGGCUGAGCUCGCAACUGUGGGCAUGUAUGACAUGGCUCUUGAUGGUCGUUUGCUUGGAGCUAACAACGUCUUCUACGAGAUGUGUGGCAUAGAUAGAGUAGAUCUCGCUCAGGAAUCUGUCAAGCCAUUCGAGUUUUGCGUCGUUGACGAAGACCUUACGUUUCUUAAGAAUUCGCUAGUCACUCUCGUCCGUGAAGGCAAGCCACAGACCGCAGAGCUCCGGCUUAAAACGCAAUGGACAGAGACAGACACGGACGGAGACCAGAUUGUUGCUCCUCGCUGGGUCCUCGCAACAUUUAUGCCAGUAAGCAAUUCCGAGGGCGCUAUUCAGACCUUUACAGGCUGCCUCAGUGAUGUCUCGUUGCAGAAAUGGCAAUUUGAGAAGGAGCGGCAGCGGAAAGAUGAGGCUAUCGAAUCCAAGCGCCAGCAGGAGAAUUUCAUUGAUAUGACUUCUCACGAGAUGAGGAACCCUCUGAGCGCAAUUAUCCAGUGUGCUGAUGCCGUUAUCGGGUGCCUUACAAAAGCCCAAGAAUUGGUUGAUACGCAAUUUUCCAAGUGUGGUGACGGCGGCAUGUCCAAUCCUCCCCCUCCUACCCCUGAUGCCCUUGGAGGUAUCUGCCAGGAAAGUACCCAACUCUUGAAGGACAGCAUAGACAAUGCGGAGACGAUAAUUGCAUGUGCCCAGCAUCAAAAACGUAUCGUUGAUGACAUUCUAACAAUGUCAAAAUUGGAUUCGAAUCUUCUGUCUAUUACGCCCAUAACGGUAAACCCCAUUAACAUCGCGCGCGAGGCGUUCAAAAUGUUCGAGGUGGAAGCUCGUCGAGUUGAUAUUGACUUGACCAUGAUAAUUGAUCGAUCAUAUACCGAACUGAAUGUUGAGUUCCUCGAUUUGGAUCCUUCGCGCUUGAAGCAAGUCCUUAUUAAUCUCCUGACCAACGCCUUGAAAUUCACAAAAAAUGGACCGACGAGAAAUGUGUCUAUUACGAUGAGUGCAUCUAAGGCCCGUCCCGAAGAUCGAAUCUCUUCCGUCCAGUUCAUCCCGCGUGCCACAGACUUGGUGUGGCAAGGGAGUGGGUCGUCCUCGCCAGUGCCCGAGGAGACCAGGAUCUACCUCAUGUUUGAAGUCAAAGAUACGGGGCAGGGUCUCACAAAAGAAGAGAAAUCAUCUCUGUUCCAACGGUUCGUCCAAGCUAAUUCAAAGACCCAUGUGAAAUAUGGAGGCUCAGGACUUGGGCUAUUCAUUAGCCGUAGGCUGACGGAGAUGCAAAACGGUGCCAUUGGGGUGGCGUCUAACCCUGGCCAAGGCUCAACGUUUGCGUUCUAUAUCGAGGCGCAGGUGCCAAGCGAGGAGGCAUUCCAAGAUGCUCGGGCAGCCGCUGAGGCCGUAGGUCACAUCCUCAGAAACCCAAAUACUUGGGAUUUGGGAGAUAGGGGAUCUAACAAGGGUCCUUUCACUAUGGCAAAGCCAACUAAGAAGCUGCUCGGGCCGCAGAUCGAAGGUGUACUCCUCGUCGAAGAUAAUCUUAUAAAUCAACAGAUUACACGUCGCGAUCUACUGACAAGUGGUUGCGCCGUUGAAGUAGCCAACCAUGGAAUUGAGGCGCUUGAGAAGCUCCAGCAUACCAACCGAGGCGGUGGAAAAUUCCCCCUUAGCUUAAUUCUUAUGGAUAUUGAGAUGCCUGUACAGGAUGGUCUAACUUGCACGCGAAAGAUUAGAGAAUUGGAAAGGAUGGGCCAUUUCAAGGGCCCGCGGAUUCCGAUCAUUGCAGUUAGUGCCAACGCACGCAUGGAGCAGAUUCUGGAAGCCAAAGCCGCGGGGUGUGACGACGUACUGGUUAAACCGUUCAGGAUUCUCGAAUUGAUCGAGAAAAUGAUGGUUGUUACCAGACAACUCGAGAAGGCCAGACAAGAGGGAACUUAGUCGCUCUCGACCACACU
This is a messenger RNA of Annulohypoxylon maeteangense, 4003 nucleotides long. RefSeq lists its product as uncharacterized. The coding region runs from base 45 to 3986 and encodes 1313 amino acids. NCBI's taxonomy places the organism in Eukaryota, Fungi, Ascomycota, Sordariomycetes, Xylariales, Hypoxylaceae. Gene Ontology annotation, biological process: phosphorelay signal transduction system; phosphorylation. The record is from RefSeq and is a predicted model, not a curated record. The transcript has 2 exons. Gene Ontology annotation, molecular function: phosphorelay sensor kinase activity.